Mugil cephalus (flathead mullet) is the source of this 1317-nucleotide messenger RNA. RefSeq lists its product as uncharacterized. The coding region runs from base 82 to 1263 and encodes 393 amino acids. NCBI's taxonomy places the organism in Eukaryota, Metazoa, Chordata, Actinopteri, Mugiliformes, Mugilidae. Gene Ontology annotation, biological process: glycerophospholipid biosynthetic process. Gene Ontology annotation, cellular component: mitochondrion. The transcript has 9 exons. The record is from RefSeq and is a predicted model, not a curated record.
CAGACACAGGACAGAGACACAGAGGACGGAGACAGAGAGGACAGAGACACAGGAGACGGAGACGGAGACGGAGAGAACAGCAUGUGGUGUAGGGGUGUCCUGAGGACAGUGAGACGCUCCAGCUCUCAGGCGGGCAUCCUCUUGGACGUGGACGGCGUCCUUCUCCGUGGGGGGGACGUCCUCCCAGCAGCUCGUCGCGCCUUCAGGAAACUUCUGGACCCAAACGACAACUUCCUGUUUCCUGUGGUGUUCGUCACCAAUGCAGGAAGUUGUCAGAGACGGGACAAAGCGCAGCAGCUGUCUCGGCUGCUGGACGUCCAGAUCGUCCCGGAGCAGGUGGUUCUUUCCCACAGUCCUUUGCAGGCGAUGAAGACGUUCCACGAUAAAUGUGUCCUGGUGUCGGGACAAGGACCCGUGACCCACAUCGCCAGAGAUCUGGGUUUCCAGAACGUUGUGACCAUGGAGCAGCUCUCAGAACAUCACCCCCUGCUGGACAUGGUGGAGCACAACAGGAAGCGGUCACCUUCAUCUUCUUUGCAGAGUCUCCCCCAAAUACAAGCAAUCAUCCUGUUUGGGGAGCCUGUGCGAUGGGAGACCAGCCUACAGCUGUUGAUUGACGUGCUCUUGACCAAUGGGAGACCUGGUUGCAUGUACGAUUCCCACUUGUCCACCCAGCUGCCGGUCCUUGCUUGUAACAUGGACCUGGUUUGGAUGGCCGAGGCUCCGUCACCACGGUUUGGCCAUGGGAUGUUCCUGCUGUGUCUGGAGGCGGCGUUCAGGAAGCUGACGGGUCGGGAGCUGCGGUACGAAGCCAUGUUGGGGAAACCCAGCCUGAUGACAUACCAGUACGCAGAGCAGCUGCUGCAGAGGCAGAACCAUGACCACAAGAUCAGCACCGUCUAUGCUGUCGGGGACAACCUAAUGACCGACAUCUACGGCGCAAACCGAUACAACCAGUAUCUGGCUCAGCAGCACGCCGCCAUGACGCCUCCAGCCAAGAUGGCUGCACAGGGACCAGGAAGUCAUGUGAUGGUGGCAGAGGAGACACCGUCUGCUGCUCAGUGUCGAUCUAUUCUGGUGUGCACAGGGGUCUAUAAUCCUGACUCCCCGAUGCCUAGCGACCAGAACGCCCUCACUGAGACCCUGGUCAUGGAGCCGGACCUGCUGCAGCCAAGCCACGUGGUGGAGGACGUGGAGGCCGCUGUGGACCUGAUGCUGCAGCGGGAGAGCGUCGUGACCUCUGACCUACACGACUCCACCUGAGCCGACAUGUGAUUGUUUUUAAAGCCUCAGAAAUAAAAACAUGCAUCAAAUGUU